Molecule: messenger RNA, 1233 nt
Organism: Labrus bergylta (ballan wrasse)
Lineage: Eukaryota; Metazoa; Chordata; Actinopteri; Labriformes; Labridae
Gene: ribc2
Product: RIB43A domain with coiled-coils 2
Source: RefSeq, a predicted model, not a curated record
GCAGGCGUCCUUAAUCAAACGUCGCGUACAAAAUAUUUAAAGUCAUCAUGCUGAACACUGAGAUAUUGUCAGACCGCGUCGCGAAGGCAAAUCUGCAGAAACGACGAGACGAUGAAAGCGAGAGACGAGAGAGGAUAUUUAACCACAAAGUGCGGACUAUCGGGGUUGACAAGGAAGCCCUGGACCUGCAGAUUAAAGAGAAGAAGACUCAAGAGAAGGCUGAAAAGGAGCAACAAGAUGCUCAAGAUGCUGAUCUGCUGCAUAACAGCAAAGUAGCUUGUCUUCUCCACAACAGACAAAUGAAGGGGAGGCAAGCAGUGGAAAAAGACAUCGUCAGUUACCGGCGUCAGUACCAGCAACCUCAGAGAGAGCGGGAAAACGACCUGAACGACCCAGACUGUAAGGACGCAGAGACGGGUGAGGCGCAGAUGAUGCUCCAAGGCCUGGUGGGCGAGGAUCUGGACAGCGAGAGCAGACGGCAGAGACAGAAGGAGCAGCUCAGAGGAUGGCUCAUGCAGCAGCAGAGCGAACGAGCAUCAGCACAACAGCAACGCAAGCUGGAAGGGCAGCGCUACGACCAGAGCAGAGUAGAGAUGGACAUCAGAGCUCUGCAACUUCACAGCAUCGACAGUGAGAGGAGGAAAGCUGCAGCUGUGGCCACUAAGGAGUUCAACUUGGCCAAGAUUGAAGAGGAGCGCCGUCAGAAAGCGGAUCAUAAAGAGGAAGACGAUCAAGCUUCCACCACCAACCACCUGCAGGGUGAGCUGAUGUGUGAAGACGCCCCACAUACCCCGAGAAUCAUGGUACUGCCAGGUCUCUGUCCCAGCAGUGACAGGAGGGUCCCUUCAGAGAGCCAGCAGCAGGUCAUCCAGUUCCAGAAAUAUCAAAUUGAGGAGAAAAAGAGGAUUGAUCUGGAGGAGAGAAACGAAGAGGAGCAACACGAACGAGUGCGUCUGGACUCGGCUCGUUCGGCUCUGCUCCUCGAGCGGCAGCAGGCGAGACUGAACAAGCAGCUGAGACGACACCUGGACAACACCAACCUUCGACUGGCCGAAACACACAAACAACAGAAACCAGACAUUGAGAAAGGAUGCAUCGACGACAGCUUCUUCUCCCAGUUCAACACCUGCAGCAGGUGAUGGACGACGAGCAGCACCGACGACCUGAUGCUCCCGAUUAAAGAGCGACAUGACAAGAACAAUGAAGACAAUGAAGACACUGACAAACACUGAA